CGCUUUCCAAGGGAGGGUAAUCCUCGGAGCAGUCUUCCGGCACCAGGACCACACUGAAUGGUCGCUCUUGCCUUGCUAUGCAAGUUUAUUCAGUCUAGGUCUCUUCAACAAACCACCGUCCCUGAAACUCUCCUCUGACUUUAAGUUGUUUCUCCUGAGAUCAAGGAACAAAAGAUGGUUUUGAAAAUGCUGAACCCAAUGCAUUAUAACAUCACCAGCAUGGUGCCCGAAGUCAUGCCUGUGGCCACCAUGCCGAUCCUGCUGCUCACCGGCUUUCUUCUCUUGGUUUGGAAUUAUGAAGACACGUCCUCAAUACCAGGUCCUGGCUAUUGUAUGGGGAUUGGGCCCCUCAUUUCCCACUGCAGGUUCCUGUGGAUGGGCAUUGGCAGUGCCUGCAACUACUACAACAAGAUGUAUGGAGAAUUCAUCAGAGUCUGGAUAUGUGGGGAGGAAACGCUCAUUAUUAGCAAGUCCUCCAGUAUGUUCCACAUAAUGAAGCACAGUCACUACAGCUCCCGAUUCGGCAGCAAACUUGGACUACAGUGCAUUGGCAUGCAUGAAAACGGCAUCAUAUUCAACAACAAUCCAACACUCUGGAAAGCCGUUCGACCUUUCUUCACCAAAGCUUUGUCUGGUCCUGGCCUUGUGCGCAUGGUGACAGUUUGUGUUGGAUCCAUCAUAACACAUCUGGACAGGCUGGAGGAGGUCAGCAACGAACUGGGUUACAUCGACGUGCUGACCCUUAUGCGGCGCAUCAUGCUGGACACCUCGAACAUUCUCUUCCUGGGGAUCCCCUUGGACGAAAGUGCCAUCGUGGUUAAAAUCCAGGGUUAUUUUGAUGCAUGGCAAGCUCUCCUUCUCAAACCAGACAUCUUCUUUAAGAUUUCUUGGCUAUACAAAAAGUAUGAAAAGUCUGUCAAGGAUUUGAAAGAUGCCAUGGAAAUUCUGAUAGAAGAGAAAAGACACAGGAUUUCCACAGCAGAGAAACUGGAAGACCAUAUGGAUUUUGCCACCGAGUUAAUUUUUGCCGAGAAACGUGGUGACCUGACAAAAGAGAAUGUGAACCAGUGCAUAUUGGAAAUGCUGAUCGCAGCACCAGACACCAUGUCUGUCUCUGUGUUCUUUAUGCUAUUUCUCAUUGCAAAGCACCCUAAGGUUGAAGAGGCAAUAAUGAAGGAGAUCCAGACUGUUAUUGGUGAAAGAGAUAUAAGGAUUGAUGAUAUGCAAAAAUUAAAAGUGGUGGAAAACUUUAUCUACGAGAGCAUGCGGUACCAGCCUGUUGUGAACUUGGUCAUGCGCAAAGCCUUACAGGAUGAUGUCAUCGAUGGCUACCCAGUGAAAAAGGGGACUAACAUUAUCCUGAAUAUUGGAAGAAUGCAUAGACUCGAGUUUUUCCCCAAGCCCAAUGAAUUUACUCUUGAAAACUUUGCAAAGAAUGUUCCUUACAGGUAUUUUCAGCCAUUUGGUUUUGGGCCCCGUAGCUGUGCAGGAAAGUACAUCGCCAUGGUGAUGAUGAAAGUCGUCCUGGUUACACUUCUGAGACGAUUCCACGUGCAGACAUUGCAAGGAAAUUGUGUUGAAAGUUUACAGAAAAAAUAUGGCUUGUCCUUACACCCAGAUGAGACUAGCAACUUGCUGGAAAUGGUUUUUACCCCAAGAGAUUCAGAAAAGUGCCUCAAACACUAAAGAAGGUUGGUCCGUACCUACUCUGGAGAUUUCUCAUCAGUAGUUCACAUGGAAGCCGUCCGUCUUUACCAGAUUCAGUGACCCAUGGUCAACAGCAGUCACAGAGAGAAUG
Molecule: messenger RNA, 1798 nt
Organism: Ailuropoda melanoleuca (giant panda)
Lineage: Eukaryota; Metazoa; Chordata; Mammalia; Carnivora; Ursidae
Gene: CYP19A1
Product: cytochrome P450 family 19 subfamily A member 1
Exons: 11
Coding region: 175-1686 (503 amino acids)
Biological process (GO): female gonad development; response to estradiol
Cellular component (GO): endoplasmic reticulum
Molecular function (GO): aromatase activity; heme binding; iron ion binding
Source: RefSeq, a predicted model, not a curated record